Molecule: messenger RNA, 1640 nt
Organism: Rhododendron vialii
Lineage: Eukaryota; Viridiplantae; Streptophyta; Magnoliopsida; Ericales; Ericaceae
Product: signal peptide peptidase-like 1
Exons: 4
Coding region: 292-1407 (371 amino acids)
Biological process (GO): membrane protein proteolysis
Cellular component (GO): cytoplasmic side of endoplasmic reticulum membrane; lumenal side of endoplasmic reticulum membrane; Golgi-associated vesicle membrane
Molecular function (GO): aspartic endopeptidase activity, intramembrane cleaving
Source: RefSeq, a predicted model, not a curated record
AAAAUCGAGCAUAACGUCGCUUCGCCUUCUGGUUUACCUCUGUCUCUCUGUCUCUCUCUCCCGAGAAACAGGCCCCCUUUGCGCGUAAUAAGAGAGAGAGAGAGUGAGGACGGAUUUUACUGUCACGAGCUCUAUCAAGUCCAAAAUAAUAUUUUUGCAGGUUGUGUGUAUCUCUCUGGUUAAGUCUUCAUCAGAAUUCUAAGGAGUCUUAAGUAAUCAAACACACGCUGGCAUAUUUGCGAGAGUUGAGUUGAGCUACAAAUUCCAGAAAAGUAAUAUAUCUACUUAUUUAUGGAGCCCCUAUGGAAGCUUGCAUAUCUGUUGGAGCCAGCUCCAUUAACUCUUAUGCUCACCGCAGUAGCUGUGACAUUUGGAUCUGCUUUUCGAGCCCUAAAUUAUGGGAAAGAAAUGGAGCGAAACCGUGAUUUAUCAGAAGCCUCUAUUACUUUGGAUAGAUCCCAAGCACUGAUGAUCCCUGUAAUGAGCUCUUGCAGCCUGCUAAUGAUGUUCUAUCUCUUCUCUUCUGUCUCACAACUCCUCACUGCUUUCACCGCUGUUGCUGCUGCAUCAUCCCUUUACUUCUGCUUAUCACCUUACAUUGCCCAUAUCAAAUCACAGUUUGGUUUGACUGACCCUUUUGUGUCACGAUGUUGUUCCAAGCCAUUUACCCGGAUCCAGGGGCUUUUAUUGUUGCUAUGCUCUGGUACUGUUGCAGCUUGGCUUGUUUCUGGACACUGGAUAUUAAACAACUUGUUGGGAAUUUCUCUCUGUAUUGCAUUUGUGAGCCAUGUGCGACUUCCCAACAUAAAAGUUUGUGCAAUGCUUCUUGGUUGUUUGUUUGUGUACGACAUAUUCUGGGUAUUCUUUUCAGAGAGGUUUUUCGGUGCAAAUGUUAUGGUCUCUGUAGCAACGCAACAAGCAUCUAAUCCUGUUCAUACUGUGGCUAAUAGUUUGAGUCUUCCUGGAUUACAACUGAUAACCAAAAAACUGGAGUUGCCAGUUAAAAUUGUCUUCCCUAGAAAUUUAUUUGGUGGGGUGACUCCUGGAGGUAGUGCUGCUGAUUUUAUGAUGCUUGGUCUUGGUGACAUGGCCAUUCCUGCUAUGCUUUUGGCCUUAGUUCUGUGCUUUGAUCAUAGAAAGAGCAGGGAUUCAGUGAAGCCUUUGGAUUUAGCUUCGUCCAAGGGGCAGAAAUACAUUUGGUAUGCCACUUCUGGAUAUGGGGUCGGAUUGGUAACUGCUUUAGCAGCUGGCAUUUUGACUCGCUCACCCCAACCAGCACUUCUAUAUCUGGUGCCGUCUACCUUGGGACCAAUAGUCGUUGUCUCUUGGAUGAGGAAGGAGCUACUAGAGCUGUGGGAAGGACAAACUCCGGAUGUGAACGAUAAAGCUCAUUUAACUGAAGUUUGAGCUGCUUGUUGCGGUCUUCGUCUCCCUACACAUCGGUUCCCACAGAGCCAAUUUAAAUGUGUAAAUUUAGUUUUCAUACUUGUAAUCUUCCCCUACAAACUUUACUAGGAAGAUACUAAUUUGCUUAAAAGUUGAAAUGGCAAGAACUUUUCUGGGAAGAUACUAAUUUAAAAGGUUGCCAAUCCUCCGAUCUUGAUAAUAAAGCUCAACUAUAUAAUUCUGCUUUCUGAUCA